ACCAGUAAGACAACCUUUUCCGGCAAUGCCACCUCCUAGUGGUAGAGCUGUUUCACAUGUGUGGUCGUAUUUCACAAAAGAACCAACCGAGAAUCCAGAUAUUUUCUUAUGCACUUGUCAAAUUUGUGAAAGUCAAGGAGUAAAGCCCUUAGUUUCAUACAGUUUCACCAGAGGUGGUGGAACGGGAUCUUUUAACAAACAUUUGGUAAAGAAGCAUGGAAUCACAAAAGAAACUCAUGCAACAAGCGACAGCGGGACCACAAGUGGAAAUUAUAUCAUUCCUAAGCUUCCGUACUGCAUACACCGUGGCUGCAAUAGCCACCAACACCGUAAGCUUCUUCAAUCUGGCUCCCUUUAUGUUCCACCCUUUUUGUAG
Molecule: messenger RNA, 376 nt
Organism: Amaranthus tricolor (Joseph's coat)
Lineage: Eukaryota; Viridiplantae; Streptophyta; Magnoliopsida; Caryophyllales; Amaranthaceae
Exons: 3
Coding region: 26-376 (116 amino acids)
Source: RefSeq, a predicted model, not a curated record